UGCGACAACGGGAUAUAUUCCAACACAACCAUCCAGUAUUUGAAGUUGUUUGCAGUCGCGGACAGGCACAGCAGGUGGAAAGUCAGGUCGUUCAGGACUGAUCUGUUUUGAGGAGGAGGGUGUGUUCACAUCCGCGCGCUUCUUGGAGUCGCUUUCUUACAGUUCAGGGCAACGACCCACUUCUCUCUUCCGUCUCCAAACAAGCGACAGGCAUGGCCUCAGGUGUAGCGAUCAGCGAUGACGUGAUAGCCCACUAUGAUUUAAUCCGGGUGCGUCUCCAGGGUACAGAUGAGAAAGAGCGGUUUAAAUUGGUGGUCAUGCGCUUGAGCGAUGACCAAAAGACCAUCAUAGUGGACGACAAAAACUGUUUGAAAGUCAAAGAUGUGGAGCACGAAAAGGAUGUCUUCAAAAAGAUCAUCAGUGUGCUUCCUCCCAAAGAGUGUCGCUACGCCCUGUAUGACUGCAAAUAUACUAACAAGGAGAGUGUGAAGGAGGACCUGGUCUUCAUCUUUACCGCCCCUGAUGAUGCCCCCAUGAGGAGUAAAAUGCUGUACGCGAGCUCAAAGAAUGCUCUGAAGGCCAAAUUGCCAGGUAUGAAGUUUGAGUGGCAAAUUAAUGACAACGCAGAUAAAGACUCAUCAAGUCUUGUGGAAAAACUUGGUGGAAGCAAAAUUGUAACGUCUUUGGAGGGGAAGCCUGUCUAAACUUUGACCCAAUUGCCUUUUGUCAGUCUGUCGGCUAUUUUGAAAAGGAUUACCUCUUAAAAACCACUUUUUAGAUAUGUUGAGAAACUGUAUUUCAUUGGGACCAGUAUUUGUAAUUUGACCAUAUGAGAACUCAAUGUUCAUUAAUACCAAUGUAGUUUUCAAUAAAACCGUUUUACAAAGCAUAGUGACCGUAAUCCUGUAUAACAAAGCAUAACUGGACUGUUAUCAAAAGCAAAAGUGUAUACUGAAAUAAAAUCGUAUGAUUUUCAA
Molecule: messenger RNA, 977 nt
Organism: Danio aesculapii
Lineage: Eukaryota; Metazoa; Chordata; Actinopteri; Cypriniformes; Danionidae
Gene: cfl1l
Product: cofilin 1 (non-muscle), like
Exons: 4
Coding region: 213-704 (163 amino acids)
Biological process (GO): actin filament severing; cell motility; actin filament fragmentation
Cellular component (GO): cytoplasm; actin cytoskeleton; actin cortical patch
Molecular function (GO): actin filament binding
Source: RefSeq, a predicted model, not a curated record